This is a messenger RNA of Suillus clintonianus, 824 nucleotides long. RefSeq lists its product as uncharacterized. The record is from RefSeq and is a predicted model, not a curated record. The transcript is spliced from 2 exons. The coding region runs from base 446 to 823 and encodes 125 amino acids. Gene Ontology annotation, cellular component: cytoplasm. Gene Ontology annotation, molecular function: isomerase activity. Gene Ontology annotation, biological process: biosynthetic process. Lineage: Eukaryota; Fungi; Basidiomycota; Agaricomycetes; Boletales; Suillaceae.
GGUGUAUGUGUGGUGAGGACGCGUGUCUAAAAUAUGAUUUUUCUGACUCAUCUAUGCACUGACACUUCUGAGUUUUCCGCAUUUCACUCUCCCACCUCUCAAUCCGUUAUGUUGUGACCUCGAAAGUUGAUACCCACGCAUCACUGGAUGGAUUUCAUGAUGAUCCGGUGGACACCGCACAUGAAUUCAAGAGUCCAGUGAUAUGCUUAGCAUGCGAUAACCCAGUGCUAACUCAAAUGAAAAUCGCUCGCGAGCUGUCUGGCUGAACCACUCAGAUACGGAUCAUGCUUAACAUUAGGUGUGUCCUCAGGUUCCCGAGUCCGUCAAAAUUUUUUGUUCUGCUAGGUCUGGUAUUGAUUAUCAAGAUGACCUUGCUUGUAUCGGGAUAUUCACCUGACGCCAAUCAAGUCAUCGUCUCACGUAUGUUGCCAAAGGCGACGGCAAGAUGGGUGACUACUUGAUGAUUGUUGUCGGUCCAAAUGAAAACAUAGGCGACAUGAAACUAGAUAAAGAAGUCCUGCGCAAGACUUCUUAUACCAUCAACAUCAUCACGCACGUUACGCCUGACGCUGAUCAAAUCUUCGUCUCACGUAUGUUUGCACCUGCAGCAGAUCUCCCUGAAGAUCCGGUCUGUGGAAGCGCGCACACGUUGCUCGUACCUUACUGGGCGAGUCGGCUCGGGAAGAAGACUGAGGAGGAGAUGCAUGUUCGUCAGGUGAGCCCGCGUGGAGGAGAGCUGUGGGUGGCUUGGAAUCAGGAUGAAGGUCUUGUUCGGCUCAAGGGCUACGCGAAGGCUUUUGGAAAGGGUGAAUUCACCAUUUGAA